AAAUUCACACAAAGGUUUGGUUCGUCUUUCACCAGGAGCAACAUCAAGAAGAACAACACAACGCAAGGAAGAGAACAUAUAACAGCAGAGAGAGAGAGAGAGAGAGAGAGAAAGAGGAAGCGCCAAGAAGGAAGACACUGUUACUAAUUAAACCUAUAUUUGUCUCGCGACAAACCACACUUGUCGAUCUUCCAUCUUCUCACGCUCCAAAUUCAAACUACAGCAACGCUCUUCUCUCCGAUCUAUCGUCUUCUUUCUUUCUUUCCUUUCUCGGGCUUCUAAUUGGGGCGAGGAUUGAAGAGAGGUGAAGCAUUUGCAGCAUGAGCAUCGACAGCCCCGGGCGAGGGGACUGCUAGGGUUUCGAGGUUCUGACGUGGAGGGUGAGAUUUCCAUGGGCGAUGGAGGCGUCGCAUGCAUGCCUUUGCAGUAUAUUAUGGAUAGGUUGCCGAGUGCCGAGAAGACUGUUGUUUGCGGAGGCAAGAGUGGGAACAAUGGUUUCAAUUCAAAGUUGCUCAAGUUUGUUGACGGUGAGAGGAGGAAGAUGAAAGCCAGGAAGAGCGAAUUGGGGUUGGACAGAGUGAGCAAGAGGAGCAGCAACGAAGUUGAGAAUGGUGAAGUUUGCGGUGGUACUGGGGAGAAGGUGCAGAAAGAGGAAGUGGAGGAGGGUGAAUUGGGUACUUUGAAGUGGCCCAGAACUGACCUGGAGAAUGGGGAGUUCGUGCCGGAGAUGAUGAUGCCGCUGCCGAGGAGAGGCGAGAUUGAAAACGGAGAGAUUGUGAGUGGGAAGUGGAAGGCAAGGGAGCUGGAGAAGGGAGAGAUUGCUUCUGGCAAGUGGAGGAAGGAAGAUGUGGAAAGAGGGGAGAUAAUUCCUGAGAAGGGUGGUAGGAAAGGAGAAGCCGAGAGAGGGGAGUAUGGGUCGUGGAGAGGAAUUAAGGAUGAAAUUGAGAAGGGAGAGUUCAUUCCAGAUAGAUGGUACAAGGGCGAUUACGAUAACAGCAGAAUCCGCAGGUACCAUUCAAGCAGGGACAAAGGGUGGAAAACUGAACGUGAAAGUACACCUUCUUCUGGCAGAUAUACAGGCGAUGACUUUUUUAGAAAGAAGGAAUUGAAUAGAAGUGGGGGUCAGCAUGUUAAAAGUUCUCCCAGGUGGGAUGGGCAACAGCGGAACGUAAGGAUCAGUUCAAAGAUUGUGGAUGAUGAGAAGAAUGUACACAGUAAUGGUAAGGAUCAUACACGGGAUUACUCUUCUGGAAGUCGCUUGAAGAGGCUUGGCAAUGAUACUGACAGCUGUGAGCGGAAGCAUUCUUCAGAUUAUGCUGGUUUGAAAAGCCGGAGGCUUUCUGAUGAUAGUUGUCGCCAUGCUUAUUCCGAGAACUAUUCACGUCGCUCUGUAGAGCGGUCUUACAGAAAUAAUAAUGCUUCAAAAUUACCAGCAGACAAGUAUUCUAGUAGGAAUCAUGAAUCUUCUUUGUCCACCAGAGCAGCUUAUGACAAGCAUGGGCGCAGCCCUGGUCAUUCUGAGCGGUCCCCCCGAGACCGAGGGAAGUAUUAUGAUCAUAGAGAACGCACUCCAGUGCGGCGGUCUCCCUGUGGUCGUGACAGAUCACCGUAUAACAGGGAGAAAUCUCCCCAUGGUCGUGAGAGGUCUCCAUAUAUGAGGAACUGGGAUAGAACUCGUCAGCAUGAUCAUAAAUUGAGGAGUCCAAUGCGUGCUGAGCAGUCGCCACCAGAGCGCAGUCGGCGGCAUGAGCUGUCACCCCCAGAUCGAAGCCGGCGGCAUGAGCCGUCUCCGCCAGAUCGAAGUCGGCGUCAUGAUCGUAGGGACUGUACCCCAAAUUUAGUGGAAGCAUCUCCCCUUGACCGAACAAGGAAAGAUAGACGCCAGGAAUCAAGUUGUAAAACCUUAUCAAUUGAAAAACACAACUCCCAAAAUAGUUGUAAGGAUCAUGAAGAUAAGCAGAUUCAAAGGGAGUCAAAUUGUUCAAGUACAGAAUCUCAAAGUGAUAAAAAUGUGCAAGAUACCAUUAAGUCUGUUGAGAAAGACAUCUGCAGUCAACCUAUAAAGGAACAGCAUAAUUGCAGCCCAACUGUUAGCCACAAAGAAUCUCCUCACUCCGAGCCACCUCCUGAGGAACUGCCUUCAAUGGAGGAAGAUAUGGACAUUUGUGAUACCCCUCCCCAUGUGCCUGUGGUGACAGAUUUGUCAUCAGGGAAAUGGUAUUACCUCGACUAUGGUGGUGUAGAAAACGGGCCUGCUAAAUUGUGUGACAUCAAGGUCCUUGUUGAUGAAGGUGUUCUAAUGCCCGAUCACUUUAUCAAGCACUUGGAUAGUGACAGGUGGUUAACAGUUGAAAAUGCCGUGUCACCUUUGGCACCUCAGAUAUUUCCAUCAAUUGCGUCUGAUACCAUAACCCAACUGGUAAAUCCUCCUGAAGCUCCUGGUAAUAUUUUGUCAGAUACAACAGAUAUUCUUCAAUCUGCUCCUGAGAAUCUUCAGGAAAUGCUACCCCCCUUGCCACAGCCACCAGUAUGCCCUAAUGACAGUGUGUUUACACCUGAACUUUUUGAGGACCUCCGCAUUGAUGAAAGAGUUAGAAAUCUGUUAGAGGGUUAUGAUGUCACUCCUGGGAUGGAACUUGAGGCAAUAAAAGAAGCAUUGCAAAUGAAUUUUGAAAAUGCAAAAGGGGAGGGACUGGGAGACUAUGAAGGUUUUCCUUGGAGUGUUUCCUGCCUUAAGGAAGAUUGUGAUUCAAGUACUGAUUUAGCGUCAAGAGAUUCUGAAUCUCAGUUAAGUAUGUCCUGUGAUAUGGAUAAUGGACUUGCCUUUGGUGUUUCUAGUGACUGGUUUUCCACCCAUUGGUCAUGUAAAGGUGGUGACUGGAAAAGGAAUGAUGAUGCCCAAGAUAGAUAUUGUAGGAAGAAACUUGUCCUGAAUAAUGGUUUUCAGUUAUGUCAAAUGCCAAAGUCUGGUUGUGAAGAUCCUCGUUGGCCUCAAAAAGAUGACUUGUAUUUUCCUUCCCAAAGCAGGAGGCUUGAUCUCCCUCUAUGGGCUUUCUGUGCUGAUGAGCGGGAUGAUUGCAGUGUUGCGAGCAGAUCAGUCCAAAGUAAGCCUGCUUCUGUGAGAGGAGUGAAAGGCAAUGUUCUUUCUGUGGUCAGGAUAAAUGCAUGUGUUGUUAAAGACCAGGGAUCAUUGGUCUCUGAGUCACGCCACAAGACCCGGGGUAAGGAAAGACAUCAUUCAAGGUCAUCUCGGCCCUUCUCUUCAACCAGUGAUAGUAGGAGAUCAUCAACUGAACAAGAUUCUCAGUCAAAAGCUGUUAGUGAUCAAGGUUCUUACCGGAUCAUGGAAUUCAUUAAUGUCCCUAAAGAUCAUCUCUGUUCUAUCCAUGAGUUACAAUUACAUUUGGGUGACUGGUAUUAUCUUGAUGGUUCUGGGCGUGAAAGGGGCCCCUCAUCAUUUUCGGAGCUACAGUAUUUAGUAGAUCAAGGAAUCAUAAAAAAGCAUUGCAGUGUGUUUAGGAAAAGAGAUAAACUCUGGGUUCCUAUUACCUCUGCAACAGAAACUUCUGAUGGAAGUCUCACGAGCCAGCAAGAAAGCAGUUCAAUCUCUGGUGCAUGUUCUGGUCUUCCAUCAAAGCAAACUCAGGGUGUUUCAUCUGGUGACCCUUACACUAAUUCAAGUUUGUUUAACAGCUUACAUCCUCAGUUUGUUGGUUAUACUCGUGGGAAGCUACAUGAACUGGUAAUGAAAUCAUAUAAAAGCCGGGAGUUUGCUGCAGCUAUAAAUGAGGUUUUGGAUCCCUGGAUCAAUGCAAGACAACCAAAGAAAGAAAUCGAAAAACAAAUAUAUUGGAAAUCAGAAGGUGAUGUACAUGCUUCCAAAAGGGCCCGAAUGCUGGUUGAUGAUAGUGAAGACAACAGUGAUUUUGAAGAUGGUGAUGUUACUGUCGAGAAGGAUGAAUCCACUUUUGAGGAUCUAUGUGGUGAUGCUACUUUCCCUGAAGAAGAAAUUGGUAUUACUGAUAAUGAUGUGGGAAGCUGGGGCCUUUUGGAUGGUUGUGUGUUAGCACGGGUUUUCCAUUUUUUGAGAUCUGAUUUGAAGUCCCUUGGUUUUGCUGCAAUGACUUGCAAGCGCUGGAGAGCUGCUGUAGGGUUUUAUAAAGAAGUGUCAAUACAGGUCAAUUUGUCAUCCUUAGGUCAUUCCUGCACCGAUACCAUGUUGUGGAACAUUUUGAAUGCUUAUGAUAAUGACAAGAUCAAUUCUAUUAUUCUAAGGGGUUGUGUCAAUAUUACGGCUGAAAUGCUUGAGAAAAUUAUUCUUUCAUUUCCUGGUUUAUUUACAAUAGACAUUAGAGGCUGCAACCAGUUUGGAGAUCUGACUCUUAAAUUUUCCAAUGUGAAAUGGAUCAAGAGCCGAAGUUCACACUUGACUAAACUUGCAGAGGAGCCUUAUAAAAUUAGAAGUCUUAAACAUAUUACAGAGCAAACCUUGUAUGUUUCCAAAUCCAGCAGUUUAGGUUUAGAUGAUUUUGGUCAAUUGAAGGAUUACUUUGAUAGUGUGGAUAAGAGAGAUACCAAGCAAUUAUUCCGUCAAAACUUGUACAAGCGGUCAAAACUAUAUGAUGCUAGAAAGUCCUCCUCCAUUCUCUCUAGGGAUGCUCGGACAAGACGUUGGGCAAUCAAGAAAUCUGAAAGCGGUUAUAAGAGGAUGGAAGAAUUCCUUGCUUCAAGGCUUAGGGAAAUUAUGAAGACAAACACUUGUGACUUUUUUGUGCCCAAGGUUGCAGAAAUUGAGGUUAAAAUGAAAAGUGGUUAUUACAGUAACCGUGGGUUGAAUUCUGUGAAAGAGGACAUAAGUAGAAUGUGCCGUGAUGCAAUAAAAGUGAAGAAUCGGGGUGAUGCCAGCGACAUGAAUCAUAUCAUCACAUUGUUUAUUCAGCUUGCAACACGGCUGGAAGAGAGUUCUAAAUCUGUGCAUGACAGAAAUGCGUUACUGAAAUCAUGGGACAAUGACUUGCCUGCUGUAUCAUGCUCUACUUUGUCAAAGUAUAAGAAGCAUAGAUUGGUGAAUGAAAGGAAGUAUAGGAGUAAUGGAACACAUGGUUUGGAUAAUGUGGAAUAUACCUCUGAUCGAGAAAUUAGGAGGCGCUUAUCAAGGUUGAACAAGAAAUCUAUGGACUCAGAGAGUGAAACAUCUGAUGAUGAUCUGGACAAGUCUUGUGAAGAUGGCAAGAGUGACAGUGAUACUACAACCUCCGACAGUGGAAGUGAUCGAGAAGUACAUUCAGAAAGUCUAAUUAGGGAGUCAAGAGGGGAUGGAUACUUUACGUCUGAGGAAGAGUUGGGUUUUAUAACUGAUGAUCGAGAGUGGGGUGCUCGCAUGACAAAAGCAAGUCUGGUUCCUCCGGUUACCAGGAAGUAUAAAGUCAUUGAUCAGUAUUGCAUUGUAGCUGAUGAGGAGGAUGUACAAAGAAAGAUGAGGGUUUCAUUACCAGAUGACUAUGCUGAGAAGCUGAACGCACAAAAGAAUGGCACUGAGGAGUCAGAUAUGGAACUUCCUGAAGUAAAAGAUUACAAACCUAGAAAGCAGCUAGGAAACGAGGUUAUUGAGCAAGAAGUUUAUGGAAUUGAUCCUUAUACGCACAAUCUUUUACUUGAUUCUAUGCCAGAGGAGUUAGAUUGGUCUCUGCAGGAUAAGCAUGUCUUUAUAGAAGACAUACUUCUUCGAACAUUGAAUAUGCAAGUUAGGAAUUUUACUGGAACUGGAAGCACUCCAAUGAGCUACCCAUUGCGAUCUGUUAUUGAAGAUAUUAAAAGACUUGCUGAGGAGAAUUGUGAUGUGAGAAUGGUUAAAAUGUGUCAAGGUAUUCUAAAGGCCAUGGACAGUCGUCCAGAUGACAAAUAUGUAGCGUAUAGGAAGGGACUUGGUGUUGUUUGCAACAAGGAAGAAGGCUUUGCCGAAGAUGAUUUUGUUGUGGAGUUUCUGGGAGAGGUUUAUCCUGUUUGGAAGUGGUUUGAGAAACAAGAUGGGAUUCGAUCUCUGCAGAAAGAUAGUAAAGAUCCAGCGCCAGAGUUCUAUAACAUCUACCUUGAGAGGCCAAAGGGUGAUGCUUACGGGUAUGAUUUAGUUGUUGUUGAUGCCAUGCACAUGGCUAAUUAUGCCAGUCGAAUAUGUCAUUCUUGCCGACCCAAUUGUGAAGCCAAGGUUACUGCUGUUGAUGGUCAAUAUCAAAUUGGUAUUUAUAGUGUUCGUAAAAUUCAGCAUGGUGAGGAGAUCACUUUCGACUACAACUCUGUAACAGAGAGCAAGGAGGAGUAUGAAGCAUCAGUUUGUUUGUGUGGAAGCCAAGUAUGCCGUGGGAGCUAUUUGAAUCUGACUGGUGAAGGGGCUUUCCAAAAGGUUCUGAAGGACUCUCAUGGAAUUCUUGAUCGGCAUUAUUUGAUGCUAGAAGCUUGUGAAUUAAAUUCCGUGUCUGAAGAGGACUAUUAUGACCUGGGAAGAGCUGGUUUAGGCAGUUGUUUGCUUGGAGGCCUGCCAGAUUGGCUUGUUGCUUAUGCGGCUCGCCUUGUGAGAUUCAUCAAUUUUGAAAGAACAAAACUUCCUGAAGAAAUUCUAAAGCAUAAUCUGGAAGAAAAAAGAAAAUAUUUUUCAGAUAUAUGUCUUGAAGUUGAAAGGAGUGAUGCUGAGGUUCAGGCUGAGGGUGUAUACAACCAAAGGCUUCAGAAUCUUGCUGUCACUCUUGAUAAGGUAAGGUAUGUUAUGAGAUGUAUUUUUGGUGAUCCCCGGAAAGCACCACCUCCUCUUGAGAAGCUCAGUCCUGAAGCAACUGUUUCCUUCCUCUGGAAAGGAGAGGGUUCAUUUGUUGAAGAGCUUCUUCAGUGCAUAGCUCCUCAUGUUGAAGAAGACGUCUUGAAUGAUCUCAAGUUUAAAAUUCAUGCUCAUGAUCCUUCAAAUUCUGGAGAUAUUCAAAAAGAGCUUCGGAAAUCUCUGUUAUGGUUGAGGGAUGAGGUCCGAAAUCUUUCUUGUACAUAUAAAUGUCGGCAUGAUGCUGCUGCUGACUUAAUCCAUAUUUAUGCUUAUACCAAGUACUUCUUUAGUAUACGGAAUUAUCAAACCAUUACGUCACCCCCUGUCUAUAUUAGUCCACUUGACUUAGGUCCCAAGUACACUAACAAGUUGGGAGCAGAAUUUCAAGAGUACCGAAAGAUAUAUGGUGAAAAUUAUUGUUUAGGGCAGCUGAUAUUUUGGCAUAACCAGAGUAAUGCAGAUCCAGAUCGUAACUUGGCUAGAGCCAGCAGGGGUUGCUUGUCUUUACCAGACAUCAGUUCCUUUUAUGCCAAGGCUCAGAAGCCAUCACGGCAUUGUGUUUAUGGUCCAAGGACAGUCAGAUCUAUGCUGGCUAAAAUGGAGAAGCAGCCGCAGAGGUCUUGGCCCAAAGAUCGGAUAUGGUCAUUCAAAAGUUUUCCUAAAUUCUUUGGUAGCCCAAUGCUAGAUGCUGUAGUAAAUAACUCUCCACUGGACAGGGAGAUGAUUCAUUGGUUGAAGCACAGACCUGCCAUAUUCCAGGCCAUGUGGGAUCGUUAAAAUUUUGCAUGGUUUGGAGCACACUCGAUAAAACACCUGGUUUUAGAUAUGGAAUGGUUCAUCAUUCAGAACUGCCUGCCUGUUUUAGCGUGGAGGGGGUCUGUAAUUAUUAAAUCCAAAAGCGUCAUUCCUUGUACCGCUUUUCAGUCAUUCUUGUGUACAGUUUUUCUUGGCCAUUGAUUUGUAAUUCAUUUGAUUGUAGGGCAUUGUUUUAUACUUAUGUAAUAUGAAAUGAAAGUUAGGAAGAAAAAAGAAAGGUUAAUUCCAGUCA
Cajanus cajan (pigeon pea) is the source of this 7856-nucleotide messenger RNA. RefSeq names its product histone-lysine N-methyltransferase ATXR3. The record is from RefSeq and is a predicted model, not a curated record. Gene Ontology annotation, molecular function: protein binding. Lineage: Eukaryota; Viridiplantae; Streptophyta; Magnoliopsida; Fabales; Fabaceae.